Molecule: messenger RNA, 2469 nt
Organism: Wickerhamiella sorbophila
Lineage: Eukaryota; Fungi; Ascomycota; Dipodascomycetes; Dipodascales; Trichomonascaceae
Product: Start control protein cdc10
Exons: 1
Coding region: 1-2469 (822 amino acids)
Cellular component (GO): MBF transcription complex; SBF transcription complex
Molecular function (GO): DNA binding; protein binding; transcription coactivator activity
Source: RefSeq, a predicted model, not a curated record
AUGAGUGAUCCAGCAGCUGCCGCAGCUGCCGCCGCCGUGGCGGCCGCGUCCGCAGUAGGGGCCUCCACACCUCGCAGCUCCGGCUCGCAGUGCCCGGACGAUAUGUCUACACAACCAGAUAACGGCUCUCAAUUGAAACACGAUCGGGGCACACAGUCCCCUCAUGGUAAUAUGGCCACAGCGGAGAAGGAUUCCUCGUUCUACGGUAGCCAGCCUCCGGGCACCGUUCACACACCACGUCGUCCAAGCGGGCUUUCCAGUCCCCACGGGACUCAUUUCGACGGUAGGCGACCGAACAACGGUGUCUAUGUCGCUACUUACUCCAAUGUCGAUGUUUUGGAGUACGAGGUCGACGGAAUGUCUGUUAUGCGUCGAGCUCGGGACUCCGCGUUGAACGCUACCCAGAUCCUUAAACUCGCCGGUGUUGACAAGUCAAAGCGCACUAAAAUUCUCGAUCGCGAAAUCACGGGUGAUUUCGAAAAGGUCCAAGGUGGCUACGGCAAAUACCAGGGAACAUGGGUCCCCUUCGAGCGCGGCGUGGCACUAUGCAAACAAUACUCUGUCUAUGAAACGCUGAUGCCAUUGUUGAACUUCGAAAUGUCGGCUCAUCAGCUCCAGCAAACUCCUACCAAAGAGCAGGCCCAGGCAGCCAAACGCAAUUUUGCUCAAAUGCAAGCUGCCGCCGCAGCAGCUCAACCCCCUCAUCCUGUAUUUCCUCAAUCUCACCGUUCGCCCUUGGCCAACCAUGCGAUGGAGGCUAUGAACUCGUUGAUUCCACACCACAGCGGGGAACCGCAGUCAAAGAGGAUCAACACAAACACGCCAAGCGGGCACUUGCAAUCAGAUGAGCAAUCAAUACCGCCAUCUUCUCAGCCUCUGCCCCCGUUAUACGAUAAUGAACCAAAUUUUGAACAAUCGAGAGAUAUCGUGACUGAUUUAUUCUUAAACAUGGGAGAUGAGCAAACUUUAUCUGAUCUUCUUAAAGAUCGCCCUCAACCUAUUUUGGUUGACGUCCCCAUAGACGACUCUGGCCAUACGGCGCUCCACUGGGCAGCGGCACUAGGUAGACUUGGACUGGUCCAGGACUUAAUCGCUCAUGGUGCGGAUCCUCGUCGUGGAAAUCAUGCCGGCGAGACACCUUUAAUCCGAGCAGUGCUGGUAACUAACACCUCGGACAUGUCUUCUUUCAGUAAUCUCUUGGACUUGAUUUACCCCGCUCUUUAUAUUGCCGACAAUUCUGGCCGUACGGUUCUACAUCAUAUUGCUUUAACCGCUGGAAUCAAAGGACGCAGUGACGCCUCGCGGUACUAUCUGGAAACCCUUCUCGAAUGGGUAGUUCGGCGAGGUGAAAACAGCAAACAGAACGCUUACAGUCUUCGUCGGGUAAUUGAAGAGCUUGUGAAUGUCCAGGAUUAUUACGGGGAUACUGCUUUGAAUAUUGCUGCUCGUAUGGGCAACCGAGCAAUUUACAGACAGUUACUUGAUGUUGGGGCAAACCCGAACAUCUUUAACCGUGCCCGUUUGCGACCGUUGGACUUUAUUAACCUGCAGCCCAACUAUGCAGUACCCGCGGUCACUCAAAUCACCAGCGACGGGAAGGUAAUUGCUGGUCUUGAUGCCAAAGCGCGGUCAGAAGAGUUGCCAUUGACCAGCGCAGCUCUCUCUGGAGUUGAGAAACGCAAAGAACUACGCGAUAUGGUCGGAGACCUGCUUGGGUCGCUCGAGCGUGAUUUCGAGAGAGAAAUGUCUUCAAAGCAACAGCUUAUUGAUAGUGUCCAUGCCCAAUUGAAUGAAGCCACUCAGCGUUUGAACAAAGUUAAAGCAGAAGUCAGCGAGGUCAAGGGAGUCAAAGAGCGUAUCAAUACUCUCGAAACCGCUUAUUCUACUCUCGAAGAUGUUAUUAAUACCGAAGAAAAGAAAUUUUCAGAACAAGAACGUCGCGAAGGCCGCCAGGUUGUUGGGGUUGACGAUCGUAAUUGGGAUGCCGACCAGCCAUUCCGCGUGGACAUGGAAGAAGAGUAUCCCCCUAUAUUGCUAAAGGCUCGGAUCAAUGCUUACCGAGCUAACGAGGACAAGUUGAUUUCUUUGCGGAACCAACUCAAACGCCGAUCCACAGUUCUAGAGGACAAGUUCCGGGAGGUUGUGUCACUCUGUACUGGUGUCGAAGUGAGCCAAGUCGACACGCUACUGGAGGGUCUCGUUCAAGCAGUGGAAAGUGACACUGGAAGUAUCGAUUCUAGCCGGUUGUCGCUUUUCUUGAACAAAAUAGACAGCCUUCCAAAUGGCGUGCAAACUGGUACAAAGAACGAGGAAACAGAAGAAAAACCUACAGCGAUGUCCACAAACAACAGCAAGAAUUCUGCCGCCGCUGCUGCUGCCGCUGCUGCCGCCGCUGCUGCCGCCAACGCUGCCGCCGCCGCAUCUACUCCAUUAGCGGAGUCUGCUCACACUGAGCCGUCAGCCGCCUAA